AUGGUAUUCAUCGAACCCGAGAUAGUUGCUCUUCUGGGCGAGGACCCUGUCCUCACCUAUCAUCGCCAGCCGAAUCCCGUCACAGCACAGGUCGCCUUGUUCGCCAUCUCCUAUUCUACGGUUUUGCGCAUUCUACGUAUCAUACCCGAAACCACUCGAAUCCAGCUGCUCGGUGCUUCGCUGGGUGAAUGGGUGGCCGCGACUGUUUGCGGGGUGAUGCCUUUAAAACAAGCAUUGCAGAUCGUGCGCCUCCGUGCAAGACUCAUCACUGAAGGCAACACAGGCAAAAUGUUAGCUAUAAAUGGUUUGACCCUAGAAGAUCUAUCACAGCUGCCGAGUGGCGUCGAAGUGGCCUGCGCGAAUGCUGACAAGCGCAUCGUUGUGAGCGGCCCACCUGAGUCGAUUGAGAGCUUCAAGGCCACACUUAAAGUGCCUUGCAAAGUGCUAGAUACUGCAGGGGCGUUCCACUCGACAUACGUUGACCGAGCAGUGGCCGUAUUGGAGAAGGAGAUUCCAGUCCUCGUUCCGGACCUUAGGAAACCCUGCAAGUACAACCUCAUCAGCACCGCCACGCAUGUCGAUGGCGAGUGCGAUUUCGCUUCUGCUCGGUAUUGGUGCCGCCAGACAAGACGAACGGUGAUGCUUGGACGCGCCCUGAAGGAGGCCGGCGAAAGUGGAACGAUGUUCAUCGAUGUGGGGCCUGGUGCGGGCAUGAGAACUCUUAUUCGCGAAUGUGUGCCGAGCGCCGCAGUCCUAUGCGCGGCGCGCUACUACGACAAGACUGAUGACGUCCUGCGCGGACGGGUUCCGAGCUGCGGGGAUGUCAUGUGGUGCCGAGAUGUAUCUGAGUUCGACGUCGUGGUGAAGUCGCUCGGUCGAGCCAUCGUAGUGGUAGACGCCGAAGACGAUAGUGAUCCUAUAAGUCUCCUCGGCGAUGUUAUCAAGUUUGUACAGGAGAGUUUGAUACCGAACGGCCGUCUGCUCUCCCACAUGGACACGUUCUUGGUGAUACGUGACUGCCAGUGUGCAAGCUCAGUCGUGGGUUUCGCAAGGUCGCUCAUGUCCGAACAUGGUUCCAACCUAGGCUUGAGGAUUGUCCGAGUUCUCGAUAUGAAGAACUUGCCCUCGUUCAUCGAGUUGCCCAGUUUAGGGGAGUACAAAGUGGCAGAUGGUACUGUUAAGCUUCGGCAACUCUGCCGUAGUCCGCCAGCGACGCCAAGGGCUGACCUCAGCCAGCAGCUCGGUGAUGGUGUCAUUGUGAUUACGGGCGGCUUUGGUGGUCUUGGGCAACUCGUUGCAAAGUGGGCGGCUGACAACAUCAGCUGCAACAAGAUCGUUCUCCUUGGCCGAGCAGCCUCCUCGUCGCUGAGUUCGCUCAGUCUGCAGUGCCCGGUCGACGUACGGAUCGCUGACGUCAGUAACAGUGCUUCCCUUAUCGACGCCGUAUCUGAGUAUCGUGGGAUGGUGACUGUCGUUUUCCACUGUGCGGGUGUGGUGGAAGAUGCUGUUGUUGAAAAUGCUCCCUCUGACUAUCAAGAACUCUACCGAGCUGUUGCCGCGAAAGUUCUCGGCCCAGUGAAUCUCGUGAAAGCGCUAGGAUCGGGUCCUCGGUACGUGUUGUUCUCCUCGAGUUCAAGCGCAUUCGGCAAUCCUGGGCAGUCUGUUUACGCAGCCGCCAACUCCGCCUCCGACUACUUCGCGGAGAAGUCUUCAGCUGACGUAUUGUCUAUUCAAUGGGGUGGCUGGUCUAAAUCGAUCGCGAGCAGUAUGUCUGCCAAAUACAACAUCAAUCCUACAGCAGGGGAGCACUUCUUACAGCCUCGUGAGGGUCUCCAAGCCAUGGGCAACCUCUUGAGCAGUCUCGUCGAUGGUCAUCUGAAGUCGAGGAGUGUAGUGGUCGCGAAUAUCUCUGACUGGCAAAACUAUCUCAGCGCUGCAGGUCUACCGCGAGAGGCUCCAUUAUGGGCUCAGCUCCUGCCUAAACCUGGUCCUGAUUGGGUUCCUAGCAUUGGUCAGGUGGCCGCAAACUGCAGGUUGAGAUGGAUGAUCGAUCAUGCAACGGAGGGCGGCGUUGUUGUACCCGCGACGGCGAUGAUUUUGUGGCUCAUAGGAUACCCUAGGGCUUCCACUGGUGGUCUUGAGCAGGUGGCCUUCCACAAAGUGCUUUGGGUUGACAAAGGCCAGCAUAUCGAAACAACGCGCGGUGAAGUCCGGGAUGGGGAAAUUGUGUAUGCCUCUGCGACCAGGAAAGAGAGCAAGCGUGUUGGCCCUAACUACGUACGUCGAGCUCUGACAGAAUCAAGCUCCAGAUCGGGCGACAGUUGGACUGAGGUUGAUGUUGCUGAUCUCUACCAGCAUUUUGCUGAUGCGGGAUUCCCUUAUGGCCCAUCGUUCAGACUGUUGAGGUCUGCCAAACGAUGUGAGGGCAUUGUCGUGGCCACGGUGAGCGAUGGACGACACCUGGCCGCCGUGAUGGAUGCGUGCACUCACGCUUGUGCGCUACUGGACCCUUCCGCUUUCGGCGGGUACCCCAAAGCCAUUCGAUGCGUCCAUUUCGAGACGGAAACUCCUGACGGCGAGGGCGGCACUGACUGGGAAGUCGUGGUGAAGAAGUCAGGGGUCAACGUGCUGGCUUGCAGUUUCGACUUGGUCCUUCACCAACCGAGUUCUGGACAGUGGAUCACGUUCGAAGGCUUCACUAUGCAGACGACAAUGCCUACGAAUAGCCUCUAUGUCUAUCGCCAGGAAGAAGCUCAGACCCUCGGUAUCGACGACGUGAGGAGCCGCAUUUUGAACUCGGGAAUCAUGCGACCAAUGAUCGGCCCGAUUGACAUCCCUGAUGAACACAGUGUUCCCCAACAAUAUGGUGAAUACGUCAUAACGCCGUCUGGCAACGGUAACUUGGAUGCAACUUUCGCUCCUGUUCGAGUCGACGACGGCAUCGUUCCUCCCGGCUCCGUACGCGUUAGGGCUCAGUACUGGGGUCUGUCUUUCCUGGAUGCUCUCGCAGCUACCGGAGCGAUGCCCAUGUCAUUUUUCGGCGGUGAACUCUCAGGAGUAGUCACUGCUGUCGGCGAAGGAGUUCACCACGUCAAGCCAGGCGAAGUUGUGGGCUGCGUCACCCUGGGUGCCAGCGGAUUGCACUCCACAAUUCUCCUGCCAGCCAGUUACUGUUGCAAGGCAAGCCGCUCUUCCAUGACGUUAUCACACCGUAACGAUGCAGGUCCCGCCUAA
This is a messenger RNA of Perkinsus marinus ATCC 50983, 3234 nucleotides long. RefSeq lists its product as hypothetical. Gene Ontology annotation, biological process: fatty acid biosynthetic process. The coding region runs from base 1 to 3234 and encodes 1077 amino acids. Gene Ontology annotation, molecular function: fatty acid synthase activity. The transcript has 4 exons. NCBI's taxonomy places the organism in Eukaryota, Perkinsozoa, Perkinsida, Perkinsidae. The record is from RefSeq and is a predicted model, not a curated record.